GGGAAAUGUUGCAAGAGCAGUCGGAUCUAUCUCUCAUUAUUGCUCAAAUAGUCCAAAAGCUCAAGGGCUCCAAUCUGUACGCUCAGUUGGAACGGCAGGCCUGGGUCUGGAUAUAAGGAAUGUGUAGAGCAAACACACUCAUUGAAAACGUGUUUCCGAAGUACUAUGCGAUAGGUACUGUGCUGGAUCCUGGGGUACAGAGAUGAAAGACACUUGUCCUCAAGAAGCCUAUAGUCUAGUGGAGUGGUUCUUAAGGCCAGUCUUCAGAGACCCGAGAUUAAACUUGAAUCACUAAAAGAAGACAUUAAGGAAUUCUUUAAAACUUCAGGUUGGGAAAAGAAACUUCAGAAUGCUGUUUAUAGUGAACUGACUGUGUGAGUUUUUCAUACCUAUUUUGAGAUACUGUCAUGUUAGCUAUACUAACUUUGUUUCCUUUACCUAGUCAUCCUGCUGCACCUCCUGAACAUCUUAAAGAACCUUUGGUAUACAUGAGAAAAGCACAGGGAAGUUGGGAAAAAAGAAUUUUGAAGAGUCUAAAUAGUAUGUGCACUGAACUGAGUAUUCCAUUGGCACGAAAGAGGCCAGUUGGAGAACAGAAAGAACUCCUCAAUAAAUGGAAUGAAAUGGGAACUGAUGAACCAGAUUUAAGCCUUUUCAGACCUGUUUAUGCGCCUAAGGAUUUUCUUGAGGUAUUAAUUAAUCUUCGCAACCCAAAUUAUGAAAAUGGUGAUUCUCUUAGUUUCAGGACUCAUUUGGGUUUAAUCCAAGUUCCUCUGAAAGUAAAAGACAUCCCUGAAUUGAAAGAAUUUUUUGUGGAACUUGGCUUAACUACAGGACAACUGGGUAUAGAUGAUUCUACACAAGUGCCUCCUGAACUUUUUGAAAAUGAGCAUGUACGUAUUGGGCAUAAAGUUCUAGCAGAACAAGAUAGUGCUGCUGCUCAACAGUACAUCAGACAAGGAAGCCCCACAGCAUUGCGAGCAGAAUUAUGGGCCCUCAUUUUGAAUAUUUCCGGUCAACCCGAGGAUGUCUUGUAUUAUGAGCAGCUUAAGACUAAUGUGAUACAACAUGACCUUUUGGUGGACAGUCUAAUUUAUAAAGAUGUGAAGUUGACAGCAAGCAAUGAUGAUUAUUAUUUUGUAUUUGAAGAUUAUCUAUACCAGGUUUUACUUUGUUUUUCCCGGGAUACAUCUGUGUUGGGUCACUUUGCGUACAACAGUGCUUCACCACCGAAAUCAUACAUAAGAGGAAAACUAGGAAUAGAAGAAUAUGCUGUCUUUUAUCCACCAAAUGGUGUAAUCCCUUUUCAUGGAUUUUCAAUGUAUGUUGCACCACUUUGUUUUCUAUACCAUGAACCGUCCAAACUGUAUCAGAUAUUCCGUGAGAUGUACGUGCGUUUUUUCUUCAGACUUCACUCCAUCUCUUCUCAUCCUUCUGGUAUUGUGUCACUCUGUUUGCUGUUUGAAACUCUUCUUCAAACUUAUCUCCCCCAACUUUUUUAUCAUCUACGAGAAAUUGGGGCUCAACCACUUCGCAUAUCAUUUAAAUGGAUGGUUCGAGCUUUCUCCGGAUACUUAGCUACAGAUCAACUCUUGCUUUUGUGGGAUAGAAUUCUAGGAUACAACUCUCUGGAAAUUCUUGCUGUCCUGGCAGCUGCUGUGUUUGCUUUCCGAGCAGUAAACCUGAUGGAGGUGACAUCUCUGGCUGCAGCCGAAGCAGUUCUUGCUGACCUUUCUACUUUAAAAGUUAUGCCUCUUCUUCAAAUAUUUUUGUUUGCUACUGUCACCUGAUCUUCUUCAAGGUCACUGACAACAUAUUUAGUUUUUCAUUAGAAAUUAAUCAUGAACUAUGCAAACUCUGCAUAAAACCAAAAUUAAACUUCGUAUAUAAGCCAAUAAAGAUCAUGUUCCCUCCUCAGUUGAACCUAACUAGUUUUUCACUUUUUAAAACAAUAACUCUGCACACCAAAUAUUGCACUGCAUGCUGCUGAUUUCCAAGAGAGAAGCAAUAGACAUAACUUCUGCUAAAGUGAGCAUACUAUAUAUAUAUAAUCCUGACUUGUAAAAAGCAUGUAAUAAUAUAUGCAAUAAGAACUAAAGAUACUGUAAUAAACUUGAAGAGGUUAAUGUAGCCACUGGGACAAUUCUCUUAUGUCAGUUUGUAAAUUUAUCUCUGAUGUACUGUUUUGUCUUACAAAUUGCUCUUCACUCAGAGCCAGGGGUGGGGUAGGAUGUGGGAAGACUUGAAGAAGAUCAUGCUUUUAAGUAGAAAUUCAAAUGUACUUUGGUGUUUUUAACAACUUUUCUCUCACCAGAGAUCUUCUAGAUCUCUCUCUACUUUAUUUCUCCCUUAAAGUUUUCUACUGGGGAAGGUCAAAUACAGUUAUGUCCAUCCGACAGUAUUUUAUUCAUUAUUUUUUGAAAAAAGAUACAAUUCUGGAGUGAUCUGUUCAAACUUCUUAGCCUUCCAUCUCUUGAUUAGAAGUCUUGACACUGCUAAGGCCUGUUGCCAAAUUCUGUUACUUUGGAAAUAUACAGAGAUGACACCUAAGGAUUUAGUGAAGGGAGUGAAAAAUAAAAACCAUAUCCACUUUU
Molecule: messenger RNA, 2594 nt
Organism: Pteropus alecto (black flying fox)
Lineage: Eukaryota; Metazoa; Chordata; Mammalia; Chiroptera; Pteropodidae
Gene: TBC1D19
Product: TBC1 domain family member 19
Exons: 22
Coding region: 408-1790 (460 amino acids)
Source: RefSeq, a predicted model, not a curated record